AUGAAAACUCUCGACGAGGGAUGCAGAGAGAUGUUCACUGGUUUGAAGAACGAUCCUUCAGUCUUCUUCGUCGCAUUGUGCAUCGUUUGUAGGCCGUCCAGCCCUGGAGGAUCGUAUCCGAGCGGCCCUGGCAUAUCUUGGCCGAGCGCAGCCCUGAAAUUGUACCGGGAAUCACGUUUGUCAUCGCUGCGCAUGAACCCAGUGCCGGGCACGAGCCCGUAUGGCAAGGUAGUUCGCAGUGCAGAGCUCAAGUGUUUGUUGCUCACAGGCGAGUUCGUCUACACGGGCAAGGCGAAGGGUAAGUCUUUCCUCUCCCGCAUUGUCGACGUUCGGCAGCACGCUCAGCUGCCUCAAGACGAACGCGAGAAGUUUGCUCAGGAUGGUCACACCGGUGAGUUUUUUCUAGCCCAGUGGUGUUCUGUUGUGGGAGAUGAUGACAAGAAAUUCCCGACGAGCUCCAUGAAUGUCAGGCAGCGGGCUUUAACCGCUGGCUUAAAAGAAGUCGUGCUUUGCUCAGACGCGUCUUGGUAUCCUGUCGACUGCGUGCUAGGUGUGGCAGUUGUGUGGCCGAUAGAUGAUGCUUGUGACAAGUUGGUGCUGCUGCAUGGCAUGGAGCACGUCUACGUCAUGAGUCAUCAGCAGAUGCCCGAUGGCUCAUUAUCUUCGAUGGAAGGGCAAAGCCAUAACUUUUCUACGUUCCCUGAGACUGAUCCGCAGCUGGGCAAGGACAAGAAUGGGGAAGACUUGCUGUAUGAGAGCUUCACUUCAAAGCAGUGGCUACUGCGGACCAUGCUUCGAACGAGGAUCACCGGAUUGCUUGGAAAAACAAAACCGGGGUGCUGCAACAGCGAGAUCAUCCCAGGUGUUGAUCAGCAGACAUGGGCCAUGAUCGAGACUGGUUUCAGUGGCGGUGGAAUCCGACAUUUCAGCGCACCCAGGAGCGUAAACGGUUACUUGAGUGACACUUACAGGCCAGCAUUGCAUCGGGUAACAAGCAAAUCGACUUUUUCAGCUAUCAAGGUGGACCGGGCUCCUGGGUUUAAGCAUGUGAGUCUAUUCCUGGGCAACUACUGGAAUGUGUUUUGCUCUCAGACCUUGCAGAGACAAGCUGCAUCAAUGUCCGAACAGAGCCAUCCGUAUGCUCCGCUCGAAUGCGUGAGAGCUAUUGUGGAGAUGGUGUCAGCUGUUGGCGAUGCAGAUGAAGAACAUCUCCAGGCUCUUGCACUGGAGUUGGGUCUUGAACCUACGUCCGAAGCUUCCGUCUUUGUGUCUGAAAUACGAUGCUGA
Aureococcus anophagefferens is the source of this 1287-nucleotide messenger RNA. RefSeq lists its product as hypothetical. NCBI's taxonomy places the organism in Eukaryota, Pelagophyceae, Pelagomonadales, Pelagomonadaceae. The record is from RefSeq and is a predicted model, not a curated record. Bases 1 to 1287 code for a protein of 428 amino acids. The transcript is spliced from 3 exons.